Molecule: messenger RNA, 1131 nt
Organism: Didymodactylos carnosus
Lineage: Eukaryota; Metazoa; Rotifera; Eurotatoria; Philodinida; Philodinidae
Source: the annotation of a GenBank genome assembly
AUGUAUGACGACGCUCAAUACGCUGUUAAUAAAUCUCUGGCUUUAGAUAAAACAUAUCAAGACGCUAUUCGAGAAUCAAAAGUUAUCGAUAGUCUUAAAAAUGAGCGAAUGAACCAACGAAUUGCACAUUAUGAAAAUAUGGUGGUUCGUACAGUUUAUACAAAAGAUCGAGAAUAUUAUAAUAUUCUGUCAAUCGACGGUGGUGGCAUUCGGGGAAUCUUACCGGCUGUUUGGCUGUCGGAAAUUGAGCGAAAAACACAUCGGUCGAUUGCCUCCAUGUUUCAGAUGGUUGCUGGCACUUCAACGGGUGCAAUAAUAGCGGCUGGUUUAACUAUCCCGCAACAGCAUCCGAUGUCAGUUGAACCACUUUAUAAAGCGGCUGAUCUAGUAAAACUUUAUACCACUAAGGCAUCUGAAAUAUUUUCUCGUAGUAAUACAUUGGGCAGUUACAUUAAAACCGAUCCGAGAUACACUGAUCGGGGUCGAAAGACGUUAUUUAGCACAUAUUUUAGAAACACACGUAUUUCAGAAGUGCUAACUGAUCUUGUUAUUCCUGCUGUAACGGCUGAAAACCCUUGUACUCAUUUAUUCACAAAGUGCGCUGCCGUUGCUGAUUCAUCAAAAAAUCACAUGUUACAAGAGGUAUUGAUGUGUACAACAGCGGCUCCAACUUAUUUUUCGCCAUACAAACUCGGGACAACUGUCUAUACGGAUGGUGGCGUACACCUCAAUCAACCAUCGCUCGCUGCUUGUAAUGAAGCAAUACGGACAGGCCGUAGUAGUCAAGAACGUAUAUUUUUGCUGUCUUUGGGGACCGGUAGUUUUGUUCGUGAUCCAUUAAAUCCCAAUGCCACGCGUAACUUAUGGUUUUAUUUGACACAUCGCGAGACAGUUCUUCAAGUUAUCCUUGAUGGCCCACAAAAUAAUAUUGAUUCACAGUGUACAGGCAUAAUCGGAGAAAAUUAUCACCGAUGGCAAGUUUGGUUUGAAGAAUCAAUUAAACUAGAUGAUACAAAUCCAAAAACAAUUGAAUUUCUAUUUGAUACAGCUCGCGCUCAUAUAGAAGAAAUGGAAGGGUAUGAUAAUAAAUAUCGAUUAGGACUGUUGAUUGAUCAUUUAAAAGAGUCAUAA